This is a messenger RNA of Striga hermonthica, 1992 nucleotides long. The record is from the annotation of a GenBank genome assembly. NCBI's taxonomy places the organism in Eukaryota, Viridiplantae, Streptophyta, Magnoliopsida, Lamiales, Orobanchaceae.
AUGGCCGUUGCCGGUUUGCACAACGUGUCGUCGGCUUUCGGCCCGUCGUUCUUCAGUGACUCGCGGCCUGCCACCCGUGCAUCUGCGCUCCUACAAAUGUGGCGUGAGCUUGAGAACGAGCAUAUAGUCGCCCGAUCAUGUGGGCCCAGUCAAAGGCAGAGAAAUGGCUCGGAUAUGGAGUUCUCCUCGAGCAGCGAGAAUGGUUCUGAAGACGGUAGCAGUGUGUUGUCAGACGAUUUGGGUGAAACCGAGCGUGAGAGGGUGAGACAUAUUUUCCGCGAAUGGAUGAGUAGUGGUUCCAAGGGCCGGUUUCGAAAUAUUGAGGACGUUCGUGAGGGGCUUUCGGCAGAUUGCCGGGUUGAAGUGGGCUUCAGGCCCAUUCGGAGAUUGUGCGGCAGGCAGACCCUUCUCGAUCUUGUCCUGAGGGCGCAGGCUGAACGGGAAAGGGAAAUCUCGGUAUUGAACGAGCGCAGGCCGGUGUCGGAGUUUCCUCAUCGUAAUCGUAUUCAGGCGCUCCUCAGAGGUAGAUUUUUACGAAAUGAAAGAGUUUUGGGGGACGAGAGGCCGUCCUCGAGGGGUGCAGCUGAACUGGGUUUGCUGAGGCAACGGCAUACAGUUUCUAACCUUAGGGAAGGAUUCCUCUCCAAAUUGGAGAACUUGGCUUCGACUUCAACUGACUCUGCCGACUCAAAUAACUGCGCACCAGAGUCUACUUGCCCGGAAAAGGAAGUUAUUGAGGUACAAACAUUGCCGGAUUUAGAAGCUACCGAAGCAGACAGGAACGCACAAGAACAGCAAGUACAAGCUACCGAAGCAGACAGGAACGCACAAGAACAGCAAGUACAAGCUACCGAAGCAGACAUCCGUGUUUCUCACAUUGAGACAAGUGAUAAAGAAGACUUCUUACAUGGUUCUCAACUCGCAAGCAGACAAGAAGAUCCAACUCCCAACACUGAAGUACAAAUUCAUUUUGAUAUUGACCCGCCUUUAGAAGUUGAGGACGUUAACUUCAGCACACCGGUCGAGAAUUAUACUGCCUACUCGUUAGAGAACGUGGAUGAGGAAUUAGAUUCACGACAAGGUUCAGGUCAAAUGGAAGAAGAGUACAGAGUGUCUGCUGCUGCUUAUCAGUCGAAUCCCAGCCAAUUUGAUUAUGAUGUUGAAGUGCAAGAUGAUACGGUUCACGAACAGCACGGGGGAUGGCAGAGCAAUUAUCUAGAGGAGGCUAUUGACAGCUGGCUUGAUAUGCCUUCUCGGCCUUUUGACACGUUUUCCCUACCUGAUGAUGAUCGUGCUCACAGUGUCGAACUUAGAGAGCUUUUUGGCAGGAGACGCGUGUCGACUCUUCUUGGGAGCAGUUUCAGGGAGAGGCUAAACCAGGUGCUGCAGUCCCAUGUGGAAAGGCUUCAUCGUGCUUCGGGUGAUUGGGUCGACCAAGAACAACUCUUUGAAGGGGAUCAUCCGAACCGCUCUGUAUCAGAUGCCGACGAACAUAAUCAAUUUGAUCCGUCUUCGGACCUUUUUGGUGGGUCCCACCAACUUUGGGGUGAUGAGGAGUUUCAGGGCAUGAGUUGGUCCCACCACCACCCGAAUGCACAGUUGGAGACGGAAUGGGAGGUGAUAAACGAGUUGAGGAUUGACAUGGCCAGGCUUCAACAAAGGAUGAACCACAUGCAAAGCAUGCUCGAAGCUUGCAUGGAGAUGCAAAUCGAGUUGCAACGUUCCGUGCGCCAGGAGCUUUCUGCCACUCUAAAUCGGCCCACUUUUCCAACCGAUGCAUCUAUGGAGUCCCAGUGGGAUCAUGUGAGGAAAGGAAUUUGCUGCAUGUGUAGGGACAGUAAAAUCGAUGUCUUGCUCUACAGGUGUGGGCACAUGUGCCUGUGUUCCAAAUGCGCUGAAAAUUUGGUCCGCUGUGAGGGAAAAUGCCCGAUGUGUGAGGCCACAGUGGUCGAGGCGGUCGAAGCUUAUUUCACCUCAGCAACUCAUAAUUAA